This is a messenger RNA of Alligator sinensis (Chinese alligator), 2467 nucleotides long. RefSeq names its product aldehyde dehydrogenase 1 family member A1 (gene ALDH1A1). NCBI's taxonomy places the organism in Eukaryota, Metazoa, Chordata, Crocodylia, Alligatoridae. The transcript is spliced from 15 exons. Gene Ontology annotation, molecular function: benzaldehyde dehydrogenase (NAD+) activity. The record is from RefSeq and is a predicted model, not a curated record. The coding region runs from base 341 to 1924 and encodes 527 amino acids.
CACCGGCAGCUUGGGGGAGAGUGGAUUGAUUGCUGUAGUGUGUGUGUGGUAGUGUAGUAAUGUGGGUCUGGUUGACAGCUUGAGAGAAUUUGUUCUCCUGUUUGCAUAUGUGUUCUUCCUGGUGUCGAGCAAGGCUCCCCACGUGACACUGGCAUAAGUCCCAGACCAGCAGAAGACUACCAAGUGACCACCACCAAGUGAAGGAAGAGACUUAGCCUGCCCCCAAUACCAGUGUAUCUGUCUUCACCUCCAAAACUGUGAAGGAAACUCAAGGAGACCCAUUAGAAUCUGUAGGCGUGCCUAAACCAAGAAAGAAAUUUUGCAGCAGCUAACCUUAAACAUGUCAACUGAAAAGAUGAAUAAAACCCCGCAUAGCAAUUCUGCUCCAGAACUGCCUGAACCACUCAGGGAUCUGAAAAUUAAGUAUACUAAGAUAUUUAUAAAUAAUGAGUGGCAUGAUUCAGCUAAUGGCAAAAAAAUUGAAGUCUAUAACCCUGCAACUGGAGAGAAAAUCUGUGAGGUUGAAGAAGGAGACAAGGAGGACAUUGACAAAGCUGUUAAAGCAGCCAGAACAGCUUUUCAGCUUGGGUCUCCAUGGCGCACAAUGGAUGCUUCAGAACGAGGAAGGCUUUUGAAUAAACUGGCUGACUUAAUUGAAAGAGAUCGUCUACUCUUAGCUACCAUGGAAUCCAUUGAUGGUGGAAAACUCUUUUCCUCUUCCUACCUGAUGGAUUUGGGAGCCUGUAUUAAAACUCUACGCUACUGUGCAGGCUGGGCUGAUAAAAUUCAAGGUCGUACCAUCCCAAUGGAUGGAAAUUUUUUCACAUUUACAAGACAUGAACCAAUUGGUGUAUGUGGCCAAAUUAUUCCUUGGAACUUCCCGUUGGUUAUGUUCACUUGGAAGAUUGCCCCAGCCCUUUGCUGUGGAAACACAGUGGUUGUCAAACCAGCAGAACAAACUCCACUGACUGCUAUUUACAUGGGCUCUUUAAUUAAAGAGGCAGGAUUUCCACCUGGGGUAGUAAAUAUUGUGCCAGGUUAUGGACCUACUGCGGGAUCAGCAAUUUCUCACCACAUGGACAUAGAUAAAGUGUCUUUCACAGGCUCCACAGAGGUUGGCAAACUGAUCAAAGCAGCUGCUGGGAGGAGUAAUCUAAAGAGAGUCACCUUGGAACUUGGCGGGAAAAGUCCUAAUAUUAUAUUUGCAGAUGCAGACUUGGACAGUGCUGUAGAGUUUGCGCAUAUUGGUCUGUUCUACCAUCAGGGUCAAUGUUGUAUAGCAGGAUCUAGGAUUUUUGUGGAAGAGCCUAUUUAUGAGGAGUUUGUUCGCAGAAGCAUUGAGCGAGCUAAGAAAAAUGUCCUUGGGAAUCCUCUGUUGCCUGGUAUACAUCAAGGUCCACAGGUUGAUAAGGAGCAGUUUCAUAAAAUCCUUGAACUAAUUGAGAGUGGGAAAAAAGAAGGCGCCAAACUGGAAUGUGGAGGAGGUCCAUGGGGCAACAAAGGUUACUUCAUCCAACCCACAGUUUUCUCUAAUGUUACAGAUGAUAUGCGCAUUGCCAAAGAAGAGGUAAAUAAAUUCAUGAUAGUCUGUACUUUCACUGGAGUAUUUCUGUUUAAACAUCUGUACAAAAUAUCCAUUAUCAUGAAGUUUAAAACUGUAGAUGAAGUUAUCAGGAGAGCAAACAAUACUUCAUAUGGUUUAGCAGCAGCAGUUUUUACCAAAGACAUUGAUAAAGCAUUGACCUUUGCAAGUGCUCUUCAAGCUGGAACUGUGUGGGUUAACUGUUAUAGUGCACUGUCUGCUCAAUGUCCUUUUGGAGGAUUUAAAAUGUCAGGAAAUGGACGAGAAAUGGGAGAAUAUGGCCUUCAUGAAUAUACAGAAGUUAAGACUGUCACGAUUAAAAUUCCAGAGAAGAAUUCAUAAUGAUGUUUCAGCUGCAGAAUUUAGUAGCUCCCAAUGCUAAGAAAAUCUACGAAGUCCAACUGUGUUGUGAAAAGUUUUAUAUCCCAAGUUAUUCUUUUUUCUUUCUGUUUGUAAAAGAUGCAUUUGCUUACAUUAACAUUAUAAAGAACAAUGUAGAAACCUUAAAUAUAAUUGACCAAGAAAGGAAAUUUUAAACAUCUAGUGUGUUGCUAACAAAUUUUGAAAUUCCCAUUGAGAAAGGACUAAUUUUUAUUCUAUAGUGCUAUGAAAAUCUACUUUUUCAUAAUGCAUACUACUUGUACAGUAAGGUUUAGCAUGUUCUUCUAAAUGGUAAACAGUAAGUUGCCUUUACAUUUUUUUCUCUUUGAAACCUUAAAAAAGCACUUAUAAGUACCUCUUGGUAGAUGCUCUUCUCUGUGUCUUUAGAAAAUUAUUAAUUUCUUCUACAUACUUUUCUGAUAAUGUUGAAUUUGUCCCUUAUGUUAAGUACUGCAUAAAAGUAAUUUGGAUGUAGACCUUAUUAAAAUCCAUCUUAAAACCUGA